GAGCGCCUGCCGUUUCUUUGGGCGGGCCAGUGGGCGGGGCCUAAGCGGGCGGCGCGCCGCGGGCGGGCCAGUGAAGCCGGCGCCCCCGACACGUGAUCUGGAACCGGCUGUGUCGCUUGGUGACUCCGUCUGUCCGUCCGUCCGCGGGUGCCAUCAUGGCGGACGCGGCCAGUCAGGUGCUCCUGGGCUCCGGUCUCACCAUCCUGUCCCAGCCGCUCAUGUACGUGAAAGUGCUCAUCCAGGUGGGAUAUGAGCCUCUUCCUCCAACAGUAGGACGAAAUAUUUUUGGGCGACAAGUAUGUCAGCUUCCUGGCCUCUUUUGCUAUGCUCAGCACAUUGCAAGCAUCGAUGGGAAGCGUGGGUUGUUCACAGGCUUAACUCCAAGACUGUGUUCAGGAGUCCUUGGAACUGUGGUCCAUGGUAAAGUUUUACAGUAUUACCAGGAGUGCGAGAAACCCGAGGAGUUAGGAUCUAUAAAUGCACAAAAAGAAGGCUCAUCCUCCUUUGACCGAGUUAUCAAAGAGACAACUCGAGAGAUGAUUGCUCGUUCUGCUGCUACCCUCAUUACACAUCCCUUCCACGUGAUCACUCUGAGGUCCAUGGUACAGUUUAUUGGCAGAGAGUCUAAGUACUGCGGCCUGUGUGACUCCAUAGUAACCAUCUACCGGGAAGAAGGCAUCGUAGGAUUUUUUGCGGGUCUCAUUCCUCGCCUCCUUGGUGACAUCAUUUCUUUGUGGCUAUGUAACUCACUGGCUUAUCUCAUCAAUACCUAUGCACUGGACAGUGGGGUUUCUACCAUGAAUGAAAUGAAAAGUUAUUCCCAAGCUGUCACAGGAUUCUUUGCCAGUAUGUUGACAUAUCCCUUUGUGCUUGUAUCUAAUCUUAUGGCUGUCAACAACUGUGGGCUUGCUGGUGGAUCUCCUCCUUACUCCCCAAUAUAUACUUCUUGGAUAGAUUGCUGGUGCAUGCUACAAAAAGCGGGAAAUAUGAGCCGAGGAAACAGCUUGUUUUUCCGGAAGGUUCCAUGUGGGAAGACUUACUGUUAUGACCUGAGAAUGUUAAUUUGAAGAUGUGGGGCAGGGACAGUGACAUUUCUAUAGUCCCAAUGCACAGAAUUAUGGGAGAGAAUGUUGAUUUCUAUACAGUGUGGCACGCUUUUUUAAUAAUCAUUUAAUCUUGGGAAAAUGGA
Messenger RNA from Arvicanthis niloticus (Nile rat), 1189 nucleotides. It is a transcript of the gene Mtch2, whose product is annotated as mitochondrial carrier 2. Gene Ontology annotation, cellular component: mitochondrion; membrane. Gene Ontology annotation, biological process: positive regulation of apoptotic process. Lineage: Eukaryota; Metazoa; Chordata; Mammalia; Rodentia; Muridae. The record is from RefSeq and is a predicted model, not a curated record.